Molecule: messenger RNA, 6364 nt
Organism: Sebastes umbrosus (honeycomb rockfish)
Lineage: Eukaryota; Metazoa; Chordata; Actinopteri; Perciformes; Sebastidae
Gene: tnfrsf21
Product: tumor necrosis factor receptor superfamily, member 21
Exons: 7
Coding region: 703-2802 (699 amino acids)
Biological process (GO): humoral immune response; neuron apoptotic process; negative regulation of B cell proliferation
Molecular function (GO): protein binding
Source: RefSeq, a predicted model, not a curated record
UGGAUAUGUCGACAGCAGGGACGGUAACUGGACGGAUGACAGGUUGACUGCACCGAACAGAUGACUGGCUUAAAUCCACCAUGUUUGAUCCACUGACACAUAUGGGAUAGCAGAAAGGCCCACAGCAGCACACCAAGGACAUGAAGUCCUGGGCCCCAACCCGGGUUCACCUGCAAUAACAACCCCCCUUCCACCCUCCUCCACCCUUCAGGACCACAGACUGGCUUCAACACACGUGCAUCGCUCUAGCGGGGCUCCUAUUGGCUGAGACGCGUGGCUAAGUCCCGCCCCCUUCCGCGUCUACGUCACCGCGGGCGCUCCGCAGCAGAGAAAGAGUGAGGAGAGCAGAGAGCCGCACUGCUCAGUGAGAGCAGCUUGGACUGGGCGAGGCGAGGUGAUCCCAGAGUGGUCCUCCAUCCAUCAUCGCUAUGGGUAUUACCACAGCGUUCUGUGUGAACCAAGCCCUGAUCCCGGACUACCUGAAACCGGUCCAUCUGGAGACCCGGACUAUAAAACAGUGCACUUGAGAGUGUUGUCGCUGCAGCAGAGACCAGCAGCUUCUCUCCUCUCCACUGAGCUGAGGAUGAUGAUGAUGAUGAUGAUGAUGAGGAGGAACAUCUAGAGAAGAGUUUCUCUCUAGCAGAACUUGGACAAGGACGUUUUGCUCGACCCCCCUCAUCUGUGUUCUUGUAGACCAGGACCAUGUCUGCCGUGUGUGUGUCCGCAGUGCUCUUAUGUACUGUGGUGGUUGACAUCUCAGCUCGGGUUUUGACCACGACCAGCCCAGCUGUCCAAUCCAUCCUCUCUCCCCGCCACUAUCAGCACACCGACCCCGACUCGGGCACCCAGCUGGUCUGUGACAAGUGCCCGGCGGGCACCCACGUGUCCGUCCACUGCUCCCCGACGGCCGUGAGGGAGUGCAGCCGCUGUCCCGAAGGCACCUUCACCCGGGGAGAGAACGGGGUGCAGAAAUGUCAUCCCUGUCGGGCACCGUGUCCUGCAGGCUUCGUUGAGAAAGCGACCUGCACGCCCAUCCAGGACCGGGGCUGCGCAUGUCCCCCCAACAGCUUUUUGUUUGGGGAUGGUGGCUCAGAGUGUAAGCCCCACUCGCUGUGCCCUCCAGGGACCAGGGUGAAAAGGCGGGGCGGGGAGACAGAGGACGUGCUCUGUAAGCCGUGCAACAAGGGGACUUUCUCAGAUGCAGAGUCGAGUACGGCGAAGUGCCGAACCCACACGGACUGCCGAGCUCAGGGGUUGGUGCUGCUCACCCCAGGGACUAGAGAGACAGAUAAUGUCUGUGGAUCCCCGUCUUCAUCUUCGCCUGCCUCCACCACCACCCUACUGGGGCCUGCACAGGCUGGGCUUGUACAGGAACCCCUGACUUCUUCAUCCAGUCCAUCAUCACUACUGACUGGACCUGCACAUAAAGGCACCUACCACCAGUCAGCAGCCAUUCAACUGAGGGGAAACCCGGUUGGGGAAGACCACCGUGCGGAGGGGCUGCUCCUCAGCCGGCCUGGCGCUCCCACCCCACCGAAUCGUGAUCCCUCGCGGACUCCACCGCUCACUGCUCACAAGCAACUCAUUGACCUCGAGCACCAGCAAUUCGGGCAACCCAAUUCUGACCCUGUGCCAGGCCCCAACAAGGGGGCGGUAGAGGGUCUGGAGGGUGCGGAGGUAGUCAGGGUUGGGACGGGUAUCAGCAAGGUAGCCGGGCAGGGGAGCGGAGGUGUUGGGGUCUCCAGCUACUACAGGCCAACUCGCAGGGGGUCCCCGAGGCCGAGCACCCACGACCACUUUGACAUCAACGAGCACCUCCCCUGGAUGAUCGUGCUGCUGCUCCUGCUGGUGCUGGUGGUGAUCGUGAUCUGCAGCGUGAAGCGGAGCUCUCGCGUGCUGAAGAAGGGCCCCAUGCAGGACCCGAGCAGCAUCGUGGAGAAGGCGAUUCAGAAGAAACCAUCCCCCCCAUCGCAGGUCAAAGAGAAGUGGAUCUACUACUCCAACGGACAGGGGGUUGAUAUCCUGAAGCUGGUGGCGGCCCAGGUGGGCACCCAGUGGAUCGACAUCUAUCAGUCGCUGGCCAACGCCACGGAGCGGGAGGUGGCUGCCUUCUCCAACGGCUACUCGUCAGAUCACGAGCGGGCGUACGCCGCGCUGCAGCACUGGACCAUCCGGGACAGCGACGCCAACCUGGCCAAGCUCAUCAACGCCCUGCACCGGCAGCGCCGCAUCGACGUGGUGGAGAAGAUCCGCUGUGUCAUGGAGGACAACCCACAGUUUGACAUCAACCAGCUGAUGACCUCAGUGAAUGUAAGCCAAAGCCUCAGUCCCAUCCACAAGCCGCUCGAGUCCCCCGGCAGCGUCGGCAGUGGCAGCAACAGCGGCGGUAGCAACAGCGGCGGUAGCAACAGCGGCGGUAGCAUGGGCGGGGCCAGCGUCACAGGCGUGGAGCAGUCGCCGGUGGACCGCACCAAGGGCUUCUUCCCCGACGAAUCGGAGCCUCUGCUACGCUGCGACUCCACCUCCAGCAAAGACUCCGCCCUCAGCAGGAACGGCUCCUUCAUUACCAAAGAGAAGAAAGACACCGUGCUCCGGCAGGUGCGCCUGGACCCGUGCGACCUGCAGCCCAUCUUCGACGACAUGCUGCACAUCCUGAACCCCGAAGAGCUGCACGUCAUCGAGGAGAUCCCGGCCGCCGAGGACCGGCUGGACCAGCUGUUUGAGAUCGCGGGAGUCAAGAGUCAGGAGGCCAGCCAGACUCUGUUGGACUCGGUCUACAGCCACCUCCCUGACCUGUUGUAGUGGAGGAGGAAGGAGGAAGAAGAAAACACACAGAUAUGAGAAUUGGCACAAGAAUAGAAAGGAACGUCUCCGUGGGAGGGAUGACUCAGAUCUGGCGUUGUUCGGAUGAAGCUAUUUGAUCUGAUUAGAGUCUGCCUCGUCAUGUCACGUUGUCACAUGAUUCAAGCUAGGUGUUGAUGACUAUUCUUUUACUGGUACUCCUCUUAUCUUCCUCAAUUGUCUUGUGUGUAUACACUAUUACUCCUUCAAAACAUCCUCUACUAUGAUACAGGGUCAACGUUCAAUGUAAUUAAAGCGUUCCGAGGGUCGCACCAGGGAGAACCUUUUUCACUUUUCUCAAGUAUGUUCAGCCUUGUUUAAGGUGGUAUUAAGAGGGUAUUGGGAGCAGAACGAAUGAGGCUUCCCAACAGAGAAAAAGCUGGUUUGAAAAGAAGCUGACAACAUGGAAAAAAAAAACAUAAAACGCACUUUCUUUAUCUUAACUGGCCAAUGCCUUCACUUCUAAAGGGUAAUUCCGGUGUUUUUUUUUCCAUCGGUCAUGCCAAUCAUUUUGGCAUCCCUUGCCUUUAACGUGAUUUCAGUGUUUUAAAAAAAAUCUCAUUUAACACUUUGCUAAAUGAUUGCAAGAAAGGAAACUACACACAGAUAAUAGUAAAUAAGCUAUAACUCUAAAUGACACUGGCAUUAUUCUAGGGGGUUUCUUGUAAACCACAUUCACAAAUAUAUUUGCCCAGGUAUGAACUGACCCGUUAGUCAUGUGCCUGAGCAGAUCCCUCAUUUUUUUUCUUUCCACCCUCUCCAGUUGCCUGUACCUGGAGCACAGAUCAUCUGUGGGUCAUUAUAGCUUGUAACCACUGUGCCAGACCAGCAGAGAGCAGUGUUAGAUUAGAGGGCAGACCUGCUGCUCUGGAACCAAAACCAUAUAUCAAAAAUACUGGAUUAAAAUAAUCCAAUAUUACAAUACUGGACCUAAUCUAAUAUGAUGAUAUAUGGCUUUGCCUUUGAACUGUUUGCUUUUGGACAAAUGAUCCAAAACUAACAAUGAACUGGACAGGAAAGGGUGCAGUGUUUACCGCCCCCUGCCCGCUUCUCUGGAACCAAAGCCAUAUAUCUAAAACGGUUUUAGAUACGUCGCUUUGGAAGCUCUGCCACUGUUGGACUCAUGGACAGUAUACAAUAAAUACUUCUACCAGUGCGCACAUUCAGAUCUCUGCUAGCUAGCCCUGUUUGCCUCAACAAAUGUAGUGCUGAUAAAGUGUUCCAACACAGUCUCACGGCAGUUCAUGAAAUAGUCACAAAAUUGAAUCUAUUUGAUUUCGUGUACAUAAACACAAAUUUCUCUUUUUUUUUCAUGACGCUCAGCGCGACUUUCGUGCUUAUUCCUACGAAUGUCCAGCAACACGUAAUAUACAAGUCAAUUUCCAUCCCAGUCUUUUCAAAAUAAAAUUACUUAGUCAGGUUUAGGAAUAGAUCAACUUGAUUAGGUUUGGCAACAAAACUACUAAGUUAGGUCUAGGAAAAGAUUGUGGUUUGGGUUAAAAUAACUCCAGAAGUGCUGUAACUUAAAUACAAAAGUUAUGUGACAAACAAGUCAACUUUUAAGUUAAAAUAGCUACGGAACUGGCGUUACUGAAGUAUGGAAGUUACGUGGUUAAUAAGUCAAUGUUUAAUUUAAAAUAAGUACGCAAGUGGCAUUACUUAAGUACGGAAGUUACGUGACAAAUCAGUCAACGUUUAAGUUAAAAUAACUACGGAAGUGGCUUUACUUAAGAAUGGGAGUUACGUGACAAAUAAAUCAAUGUUGGAUUAAAAUAACUGCGGAAGUGGUAUUACUUAAAUACAGAAGUUAGGUAACAAAUAACUCAACGUUUAAGUUAAAACAACUGCGGAAGUGGCGUUAUUUAAGAAUGGAAGUUACGUGACAAAUAAGUCAGUGUUUAAGUUAAAAUAACUACAGAAGUGGCGUUAUUUAAGUACGAAGUUAAGUGGUAACUAAGUCAACGUUCAAGGUACAAUAACUACGCAAGUGGCGUUAGUUAAAUACCGAAGUUACGUGACAAAUAAGUAAAUGUUUAAGUUAAAAUAACUGCGGAAGUGGCUCUCUUAAAUACGGUGGUUACGUGAUAAAUAACCCAACAUUUAAGUUAAAACAACUACGGAAGUGGCGUUACUUUAGUACGGAAGUUAAAUGGUAACUAAUUCAACGUUUUAGGUCAAAUAACUACUUAACUGGCGUUAGUUAAAUACGGAAGUUACGUGACAAAUAUGUCAGAGUUUAAGUUAAAUAACUACGCAAGUGACGUUACCUAAUUACGGAAGUUACGUGAUAAAUAAAUCAACACUGACUUCUGGAAUCACACAGGACACAAACAGCGGUGUCCUGGGCAAAAGUCCAGUGUCUUUUUAGCCACCCAUCCAACCUUGACCUCAUCCGUUCGCCACUCUUUAUACUUCCCGCAUCACAAUUACGUGGAUUACAUACGAAUUGAUUUCGUGCUGACCAUCACGAAACAAAUCUGAAAUUCGAGUCUAUGUACACGAAUCAAUACCUAUAUUUUGUGACUAUUUCCCGAGCCGCUGUGCGACUGGGCUGGACGUUCUUGAUACAUUUUUGAGCUUCACGUGUGGGUGUCUUGAGUGUUUCAGUGCUACGGUAAAAAACAAGAGAAUACAAGUGAUUUUUUUUUUUUCAGGCAGUUGGUAUGUUGCUACAUGCUCCAUGUAGUCGAUAUUAAAAUGUAAUAAUAAUGCACUAAUUCUAUUCAUUCAUUUUCAUUUUCUUUUAUUCUGCUGUUAACUAACAUUUAUUUUCAUGUUUUCUACAUUUAGUUUGAUUUAUUAUGUUACUGUAGCACGUCUUUGUUAUCAUUUUGACUUGUUUUCAUGGGCAUUCAGAUGUAUUUCCCCCCCGCUUGGCGUGGCGAGAUUACCUGGCUGGGAUGUAAGAUAUGCAUACUCCAUACUCUACUUGAAGUACUCGUGUUACUUGAUUUAAAUGAGGAAGAAAUAAUGUACUCUUUCGGUUCCUUCCAAGUUCUUAUAAUAAUAAAACUGAAAAAAGCACCACCAAAAAACUCAUCGACGUUCGGAGAGGAUUUUUGCAGGCGCCAUGAGAGCAGCAGAUGACGGACUCUGUUUUCACCAAGCCAGUUACUUAUCCAAGCUCCUGUGGUGCUAGAUGUGAACUCUCACCGGGUUGGCCUCACACAGGGGGGUCUUAACCCCCGGACUAAUGACUAUUUCAAGUAUUCCAGACUGAGUGAAGAAGAUUGAAGGGUUGUGCUGCUGUGGACUACGGGAUGUUGACAAUGAUGAUGGUAGUGAUGAUGAUGAGAAUGUGUGAGCUUGCUCUCCGCGAUACUGUGGAGACUCAAACUGCAGGGUGUGAGCUUUUUUUUAAAUUAUUUUUUAAGGAAGUUUUGACAGGAUGGAAGGUGAGAUGUGAAACGCAUGUGUGGCUCGAGUGGAUGAUUUCAUCAAAAUUUCACGUGUGUAACCAGUAUGUUUACUACUAUGUAACCUCUUAAAAUCAACCAAUUAAAGCUCAAAGCAUUUGUCAUAA